Zophobas morio is the source of this 499-nucleotide messenger RNA. RefSeq names its product larval cuticle protein A2B-like. The transcript has 2 exons. Lineage: Eukaryota; Metazoa; Arthropoda; Insecta; Coleoptera; Tenebrionidae. Bases 7 to 459 code for a protein of 150 amino acids. Gene Ontology annotation, cellular component: extracellular matrix. The record is from RefSeq and is a predicted model, not a curated record.
AGCAACAUGGUGUUCAAAGUCGUAGUUCUCGCCGCCGUCUUGGCCGUGGCCCGCGCCGGCGUGCCCUUCAGCUACUCCGCCGCCCCCGUGGCCCACGUGGCCCACGCGCCCGUGGCGUACGCCGCCCCCAUCAUCGCCGAGCCGCGCGCGCCCGCCCACUACGACUUCGGUUACGCCGUCAACGACCCCCUGACUGGAGAUAGCAAGAGCCAGCACGAGGUCCGUCGCGGGGACAUCGUCCAGGGCAGCUACUCGGUGGUGGACCCCGACGGCACCAAGCGCACCGUCAACUACGCCUCCGACCCCCACAACGGCUUCAACGCUAUAGUCCACAAGGAGCCGCUGGCUGUUGCCGUCAGGGCGGUGGCACCAGUGGCGCACGUCGCCCCCGUCGCCAGGGUCGCCUACGCCCCGGCCCCCCUGCACGCGCACUCGCACGCCCAUGCCAUCCACUACUGAGCACGAUUGUUGAUUUUGUAAAUUAAUUACGUUCGUUAUG